Molecule: messenger RNA, 1597 nt
Organism: Cinara cedri
Lineage: Eukaryota; Metazoa; Arthropoda; Insecta; Hemiptera; Aphididae
Source: the annotation of a GenBank genome assembly
AUGACGCAGCAACACGAGGGCAGUGAGAUUGGAUACAAUGGAGAAGUAAAGUUUAAAUAUAUCUCAGUUGAACGUAUAAGUAAAGCAUGGCAGAAUAAUAAUAUACCUAUGUAUUAUAUUGUGUACGUCAAAAAACUUUAAUAUAUUCUCUAUAAUAUACCGUCUUUAAAAAUAAAAAAGUAUUUAUUUAGUUUCUCGUCGGUGUGAAGAGAAGAAACUAUAUUGGUAGGUGUAUAUGUAUUUUAUCCGUAAACAUUUUUUUUUUUUUAUUUUGUAGCUGCAGGAGUAUUGCACUAAAAAACUUUAAUAUACUUCCAUAGACUCUACAAAGACUCCAUAAAUUUAAAACUCAACGUAUAUAGACCACCGUAGUUUAUGUAGUUAAUAUGUGAUUUUUUUGAAUUUUAUUUUCCAAGAAAGUUUUCAGAAAAAAAAUAGUAUCGUAUUUUUAAAUUUAACUAUCUAAUUUUGUCGUGGUUCUAAUUGAAAAAUAAUCAAAUAAUUUUACAGUAUUUAUUUAUUAUUUCGCGUGCCCAAUGAACGGAGAAAAAAAUGACAAGGAACUAGAAUCACUGAGUCAAAAACUAAACAUCGGAAGGGCAAAUAGGAGAAAGAAAUUGCAACGAUAAGCAAAACACGUUUGAAGACUUUGCACAGCGCCGUAAAUGAACCCAAUGCAGAAAAAAUCCCGAAAAUGAUCGUGAAAGGGAUGGUAAUACUUAGUCCAGAAAUAUAUGGAAAAACAAUCAUUAGAAUCAGAUUGAGAAACACUCGGGUCUAAUUUUUAGGUGGUUUUAUUAAUUUGUUGAAGAAGUAGAACUUCGACAUAAUAUUAUGAAUAUAAAAUCAUUUUUUAAAUUGUUCGACUAUUUCUAGAUUUUUUACAUAUUUUUAUAAAAAAUUUUUUUUUAUUAUAUAUAAAAUUGAAUUUCAAUGGUUCUCAUUUAUAUAUAUACAUAUGUCGCAUCCAUAUCAAGUUAUUGUCCAAUUCGUGAAAUAGACAAUGUUUGCAUCGAUUUCACGAAAUAGAACUUAGGUUUUUCCACUUCGUGUUAUUACAUAGCAUGAAUAACAUUUCGCGAAAUGGAUACCUAAACUUUACACUAAGGAACUUGUUCCAUCAUUUGGAUGUCCAUAACGCUAAAUAAUAAAUUAUUAUUAUUAUUUAUUUAAACCUUAUGUAUACCAAGGGUUUUUGAUCGUUAUGACAAUAUUCUUAUUGGUUGAUCAUAAAUAACGAUCACAAAAUUAAUUUUUAGUUUUAUCUACUGUAUAAACAUUAUUAUCGGCCAACAACUGUCGCUAUUUCGUUCCAAAGGUGGAUAGAGGCCCUACAGAUCCAACGGACGUUAUUGCAGUAGUGAUAAAACAUAAAAAUGAUCUCAACCGUUUAGGAUCUGAACAUGGUAUUAUAAAGGGUUGGCACGGUUCAGAAAAUAUUCAAUCAGCCACAUCAGAGUUCACUAAUAUCGACCAAGUAAAGACAAAAGAAAUGACAAUCAGAGAAAUUGUAUCAUCUUUAACAGGAGGUCAUGGAUUUUUUUUAGCUGUUACUUUAAAAGGAAAUGUACAACAAAAAAAAAUGUGCUUGUUUUAA